Messenger RNA from Penicillium cinerascens, 1584 nucleotides. RefSeq names its product putative MFS sugar transporter. Bases 1 to 1584 code for a protein of 527 amino acids. Gene Ontology annotation, biological process: carbohydrate transport; transmembrane transport. The record is from RefSeq and is a predicted model, not a curated record. NCBI's taxonomy places the organism in Eukaryota, Fungi, Ascomycota, Eurotiomycetes, Eurotiales, Aspergillaceae. Gene Ontology annotation, cellular component: membrane. Gene Ontology annotation, molecular function: carbohydrate:proton symporter activity. The transcript is spliced from 2 exons.
AUGGGUUUGAAACCGUAUUUGGGCCUUCGAGGCAACGCUCUGCUCAGAGCCGCAGUGAUGCUGGUCGUGUGCCCGACCUUUACCUGCUAUGGAUACAACAUGAGUGUUGCCGGUGGUCUCCUGACCCUCGAAGCGUUUAACACUCAAUUCCCGCGCAUGGACACCAUUCACACCACGGGUGCUCUGCAGCACGAAAAUUCCACGAUUCAAGGCACCGUCAUUGCUCUCUACACUGUCGGCGGUAUCUUCGGCGCCUUGUCAUGCGUCUAUCUCGGCGAUCUGCUCGGCCGGAAAAAGGUCAUCUUCUUCGCCAACCUCGUGGGUAUGAUUGGAGCCAUCCUGAUGGCUUCUUCCUUCCAAUUCGCACAAUUCAUUGUCGCGCGACUGGUUCUCGGUAUGGGUAUCGGCGGAUACGUUGCUACAGUCCCAGUCUGGCAGUCCGAAAUCUCCCCGUCACACAAGCGAGGCUCGAAUGUGGUAACGGAUGGCAUCUUUGUCGGAGUCGGUGUUACUGUUGCCCUCUGGAUCGAUUUGGGCUUUUUCUUCGUCAAGGAUAACUCCGUGUCUUGGCGAUUCCCCCUUGCCUUCCAGAUCGUUCUUUCGGUCACGGCUAUGAUCUUCAUCACCGUGCUUCCCGAAUCUCCCCGCUGGCUUAUCAAGACCGGCCAGGUUGAGAAGGCCCGGCAUGUCAUGGCGGCCCUGCAAGAUUUGGACCCCAAUUCGGCAGAAAUCACCCGCAGCAUCGAUCAGAUCGAGGCCACCCUCGCCGUCUGCGGAUCCUCUUCCUGGAAAGACAUGUUCACGAACGGGGAGAAGCGGCUCUUCCACCGCGCGUACCUCGCCGCAACUGGCCAGAUGUUCCAGCAAAUGUGCGGUGUCAACCUGAUCACCUACUACGCCACUACCAUUUUCCAGCAAUACCUCGGUCUCGAUCCCGUCAAGUCCCGCAUUCUGGCCGCCGCGAUGGGUCUGACGCAACCAUUCGGAGGCUUCCUCGCCUUCUACACCAUCGAUCGCCUCGGUCGCCGACCCCUUAUGCUGUACAGCGCCGGAGCCAUGUCGGUCUGCAUGGCCCUUCUUGCCGGCUGUACCUCCCCGUCAGCAGCCAACAACACCGGAGCUCUCGUCGUAGCGGUGAUCGCCCUUUACUGCUUCCAGUUCAUUUUCACCGUCGGAUACUCCGGCCUCACCUUCCUCUACGCCGCCGAGAUGGCUCCCCUCCAAGUCCGCGCAGCCGUCAGCGCCGUCUCCACCGCUACCGUGUGGGUCUUCAACUUCCUGCUCGCCGAAGUCACCCCAAUUGGAUUCGCCUCGAUCAACAGCCGGUACUACAUCGUCUUCGUGUGUGUCAAUGCCUGCAUCGUGCCCGCGGUAUACUUCUUCUUCCCCGAGACCAAGGGCUGCACCUUGGAAGAGAUCGACGAAAUCUUCAUCCGCUCCAAAACCAUCUGGGACCCGCCUCGCGUGGCACGUGAAAUGGCGCUCGAGCGCCGCGUGCAGGUUGGAGAACCGGACUGCGAGAGCAACGGCGAAAAAAACGGGUCCAACGACGAUGAGUUCAUCAAGCAAGAGCUCAAGUCCUAG